This is a messenger RNA of Trifolium pratense (red clover), 886 nucleotides long. RefSeq names its product neurogenic differentiation factor 1-like. Lineage: Eukaryota; Viridiplantae; Streptophyta; Magnoliopsida; Fabales; Fabaceae. Bases 126 to 677 code for a protein of 183 amino acids. The record is from RefSeq and is a predicted model, not a curated record. Gene Ontology annotation, molecular function: protein binding. The transcript has a single exon.
UUCAUUUCUUUGUAUUCCUUCAUUUGUGUCAUACAGUCAUACAGCGCGACUGAAAAACAAAAUCUGAUGUGAAAAAUAAAUCCGCGAAACCCUAAAAUUCCAAAAACAAAAUCGAAACUUUAACAAUGGCGAUGAUGACACGAAAACAACGCCGCAUGAUGGCGGAAGCAGCGGCGAACUCACCAAACACGGUUCUCCCUGAAGAACUCAUGAUCGAAAUCCUUUCUCGAGUCGACUUGAACAAUCCAUUACAAUUGAGAUGCGUUUGCAAAUGGUGGAAAUCGCUUGUUGUUGAUCCUCAAUUCGUUGAGAAUCAUCUUCACAAAUCUUUCACUGAUAUCUCCGAUCUUGCUUCUAAGGCUAUUGAUCAUAUGAAAUCUUUUGAUUCAAAUUAUGUUUAUCAUCAAGAAGAAGAAAAUGAAGAUGAUGAUGAUGAUGAUGAUGAUGAUGAUGAUGAAGAUGAAGAGGAAAAUGAUGAAGAAGAAACAGAGAAACGGUUGAGGAUGAACAAGAUUGCUCAAUUGGAUAAUCUUUUGGUGAUUGUUAGGUCUAUUAAAGGGAAUUUGGAAACUAUGAAAGUUGAUAUGCAAGCUUUGAAGGAUAGAAUGAAAUGUCUUCAAAGUUUUCUGCAGAUUUAUCUCAAGUCGGCAACAGCUUCUUCAUCUUCAUCUGCUUAGUUCUGAUUAUCAAUGGUUUCGAUUUUCUUUUUUCGCUUUUUAGAAAUGUUGCAACUUAUGGUUUAUUAGAUUAUCUUAUAUGGUUGCUUCUGGAGCAAUGUUGGAGUAAAAAUUAGUGAUUUUGAUGCCAAUGUCUGUGUUAAAAAAUGGUUCUUACUCUGAUGUAAAUAAAUGAUUAGUCAAUUGAAUAUGAACUUCUUCAGCACGGA